UGCUGAUAAGUGCGUGGUGGGUGAAGGUAUACAAGCUUAGUGUUGAGCCAGGACUCUGUGCUGCUGACACAAGUGACAGAGCUCCUGAGUGAUAACAUCCUGCAGCGGAUACGCCUUACUAAGCAGGGCAUUACAGAAAGCUUAACUAAAACGGUAUCUCUGACUCUCAGUGGCAACAGCUAUAAGUGAUGGGUCUGGCUGGACUGCUGAGAGGUAUAAAUCAGAUCCGAGCUACUCUGGUGUUCCCGACGUGGAUUGAGUGACAUGACCGAUUUGAUAAAUGCGAAACUAGACACUGAGUGAUCGCACUGAGAGAACAUUUCUGCAUAUUACUUGGAGAUGCUAUUGGGAAAAUGUUGAAACUGGGUAAAAAAGGCAAAUUACACAUCUUUCUCUGGACACAACACAGUAUUUGAUCAUCAUUCUUGGAGCGUGUAUUACUUUUUAGUUUUCUCACGUCCCAGUUAUUACUUUUUACUGGGACAUUGUUGCCGAUGUCUGUUUUGUCAGUGUGACAGAAACACAAGCAGUAACUUUAUGUGACUCAAUAUAUCAGCCAACUUUUCUUUCAUGUGUUUAGUUGUGUAUUUAAAUGUGUACGCUGUGAAAGUGGUUCCUUGGAUUCUUGCACUUGGAUUCAAUAAUUCAAAACUGGAUCCAGAUUUUUCAAAAUGCCAUCAAACUGAAGACCAAAGUAGGAUGUACAAAGUGAACUAAGUUGAAGCAGUUUCACAUACCCGCCCCCUCUCUUUCUUCUGUCUGUCUCACAGCUGUGUCUCAUAUGUUCAUGAGGCCCCUGGAAGUGUGAGACACCAGAAGGGGAACAUUUGCAAUAGCUCAGCUCCACCUGGUUAGGCUGUUUUAACAGGCCGCCACUCAGUGCAGUGCACACAGUGGGGUUACGCCAAAAACGGAGACAUGGGGCGGACAGGACAGGCGGACAAAGAGGGCGGGAGAGGGGAAAGUGGGCCUCCACCCUCUGUGUCCUUGCACCCCGACCUCACACUGCUUCAUUUGAGGGUCAGUUUACCCUGAAAAAAGUUUCACUGUCGUGUCUGUGGGCCGGUCUGGUCAGACCCCCCUCCAACCAACCUCAUCCGCCUUCAAAGGAUCACUGCCUGCUGCUUUCUGAGGCAACACGUGAAAUAAAUAUUAACCUGACCUCUGACCGCACGCUUUGAGCUCUUAAACAGAGAUAACCAGGCAGACGAAAAAAUCCCUCACUCCUAGAAGGGAUUCGACCUGCAUGAUGAGAGAAAAACAUGCUGUGUGCAAUAUUACUGAUCCAUACUUGCCAUAUGCUGAGUUGAAGUGAUGAAUAUUCAAGUUAUUGUGAAGAAUAGAACGUUUCUAAGUUAGUUUUGUAGCGAUACUUCUCUGCUGUGUGGUCUAUUUCGGGAGUUGGUUUCAUGCUCCAACCUGAUGAAGAGUUGAGCUGUGCAUUUUUGCAUGUUGUCUUUGAUUAUAGUGGGAAAAGUUUGCAUGCAAGUGUGCUCAAAAUGCUCCAGGCUAAAAGCUGACAACAAGUAAAGCGAGACGACCAAAACUGUGUAGAUGCAUUUUGACCGAAUAUGAAGUGUCUUUAUUUUCUCAGCAGUUUCUUGUCCGACUGUAGGACGGUUCAAACACAUUUUGUUCUGCUUUUCAGCUUUAGUUGUCCUUGUCAAAGGCCCCUCAGUGCAGCUCACCCAGCCGGGCCUCAGCCUGUGCCCGCUGUUUACUGUGACUGUCAUCAGGCCCAUGGAGGCCCAAACAAAGGGGGGUCUGUUCCUAUUGUCCUGCCCAGGAUUGUCAGCCCCUCUCUGGGCACAAACUGAGCCAAGGACUGGGGGGUUGCUGCAAGAGCACUGGGGGAGUUUGACCUCGCCAACCUUUACAGCAAGGGUAAGAGAGCAAGAGAACGAGGGGAAGACAAUGAAAGAGUGAGAGAAAAGAAAAAAGAGAGGAAGAUGUAGAGAGGAAGAUGUAUAGUUCUAACUGGAACAAAGACCCUUUCAAGUCCCCUGUUGGAAACUGCUGUAAUGUAAACACCUGCGGCCAUUAGCUGAUUCUAUCUGAGGCCCCGGAUAGAAAUGUUUAUAUGUUACAGGCUACUACUGAAAGGCUUUUUAAAAGCAACUACAGGAUUAGAUACACAGAGUGAGUAGUGGCAAGCUUUCAGGCUCUAAGUUAUGUUAAAUUGUCAUCGGGGAAAGCGGAGUGGAACGCCUUUGAAGACAAGAACGACCACAUUAAAUGAGCAGGAAGGUGAGCUCAGCGUAGAAGACCCUAAGACACGCUCUGCCUCCUCCUUUCCUCCCUUCCUCUGUUUGCAAUCAUAGCCUAAGCCGUCUGGCAGCCUCUCUCGCUGUGCCAUUGAAGUUUAAUUUUAUUGUCAGAAAAUUCACCUGGCAAGCCAUGGCCCUGAAACAUUUCAACUGCAACGCCUUUUAAGCUCUUGUUUCUGGUUUUAGGAGGUCGACGGAGACAAAGUGGUCAUUUCUGGUUCCUCGGCCUGCCUGUGUCAGCGAGAGCACGGCGCACCAGAGGGUCAGGAGCGUUCCAUUAAAGUGUGGUGUUUAAGAGGUGCUGGGGCCAGGGGGGCAGAUGGGAGGAUGAAGCAGCUGCCAAACAUCUGCACCCCUCCUUCGCAGUCUGUGCUCUGUCUGCGCACCGCUGCCUUUGUCACAAACUUCCUGCUCUAGCCGUGGGGAUAAAAAUGCAGGGAUGUCUGCAAAAAUGCAGCAUGAAAUGGCACUUGUGAGGCUGUAAAGCUGCGCUCUGCGACAUCAAAGGAGAAGUUACUUUUAAGUUUCAAAACCACGUGAAGCAAAAUAUUCAGAGUGCACCUGCAGAAGGUUGACUGGCUAACAUAGAGUAGCAUUGUAACUGCCUGUUUCAACCUCUCCCACAGUGUUGAAGUUUCCACCCACACAGGCAAAUUCAUACUCUCUGAUAUGAGGUCUGUUAUUUUCAAAAAGCACGCCGUAACUGAAAGGCCUAUUGUCACUGUCUGCACAUCUGUCAUUAUUGAAUCCACACCAGCAUGCGGCCACCGGGAAUUGUGGGAAGGGAAUGACGAAAACUGCUUUAAUAUGAAGUUGAAUAAGCACAAUGACCAAAAAUCUUGUCCUAAUCCGUUUUGUAUUUGCACUUGUAGCCUCAAGCUGUACUUUAACUGCAAACAAAAGCCAACUUCGCCCUAUCUCCAUUAGGAAAACCUCUCUCUCUCUCUCUCUCUCUCUCUCUCUCCUGCUCCUCCCAGCAUGCAGCGCCUCCUCACAACUUGUUCGUGUCUCUCUCCCGGUCUGUUCGCAGCCUCCACACUCUCUGCUCUACACUUUGAUGUUGUUGGCUACAGGUUGUGGAUGAGGACGGAGGUCCGCGCGAACACCACUUGAAGAAACCCCCCCUUUUGAGAACUCUGGAGCAGAGUUGAUGUUGAAUUUCGGAGCACUUCCCUCAACAUGAGGGACCGCACUUGACUUCGGAUUUUGAAAACAGGUUGCCUGUUGCUUGAAGUUUGAUAUCCUUCACAAGAGUUUCGGCGAUCAAAACUGAGCGUAAAUACGCACGGCGAGCACCAUGCCACCGAUGUUGGAUCGACGUGCCCCCGCUUUGCUCUUAGUUUGGAGCUACUGCGUCCUGGCGGAUACUGCUUUUACGAACUUUACCUUGGACAACGAGUUCCACUCCAGUUUCAUCCACCGUCGCCUGAAGAGCCAGGAGCGCAGGGAGAUGCAGCGCGAGAUCCUGUCGAUUCUGGGGCUGCCACACCGGCCGCGACCCCACCUCCACGGCAAGCACAACGCUGCCCCGAUGUUUAUGUUGGACUUGUACAACGCCAUGUCCAUAGAGGGGGACGAGGACAGAUACUCUUACCCAUACAAGCCCGUGUUCACCACUCAGGGGCCCCCAAUUGCCAGCCUGCAAGACAACAACUUCUUGAACGAUGCAGACAUGGUCAUGAGCUUUGUCAACUUAGGUAUGCUGCUUACUUUUGUUGAUAGUUUUAUUACUUUAAACUUAUUUUUGUCUUUAACUAAGUCCUGACAUUUAUUGAUGCUUAAGAAGUCACCACUUGUAGCCCAGUUUGUUUCAAAGGAAAAUACUUAAUAUUUGAGUUUUAAAUCUAGAAAUAUUGUGCUAUUUGGUUGGUAUUUUGACAACUACAGGGAUAUUAACUCCUUAAAAACAGAUUAUCUUUUAAUUAAGCUCUGUUUUUACAGUUUUAGUUUGAAGUUUAACCGCUCAUAAGUGUGCUUAUGUUUAUAUUCUGUCAAUCACUAUCAAUACUUUACUGGCUCAAGAAUACAAAUAGUUCCGGUGCAACUGACCAUGCAUGCACACCAGAGAGACCUGCACUGUAACCUUAUUUACAAAGGAAUCGGUGCAGUUUUUUCAGUUAUUGCUAGGAGUGUCACAUUCCAGUGUCCUUCUCUGUUAAACAGCUGUGCAACCAGCUAAUGCUCAGGUGCUGCACUGUGGAUGAUGAUGGAGGCAGCCUGCAGAUAAUAUGUCAACCAUGUGUUAUCUAAAGAAUGAGUAAGUCAACAGCAGACUAGGUUCAAAGUGCACCGGGUCCUCCCUCACUCUAAUCUGGAGACAUCCCUGUAGACACUCAGACUGCAGAAUAAUGCCAGUCAAUGACGAUACAGACGGAGUUUAGUUAAUGAAAGUUGAUCUCACUGUGAGUCAUUCGAUGUUUUGGUUGCACUUUAAUGCAAUAGUUGGUUUUGGUUGUUGAAUGUUGUUUCUGGACCGCUGCGCUUAUCUUAUCAGAAUGUUUCCUUAAAUUUAACAGUCCUGGGAUUUUUUAUUGCUGUCAGGAACACUGAGAGGUUGUUAAAUGCAAAUAAUCACAGCAUUCGCAGGCGGUGUCAGAUUUAUUGAGAGAUAAACCCAUCAUUAUAUCGCAAUUUGUUAAACAAAUUAUGUAGUCACAGCAACUGCUCCACUUAUCAGCCGGCUGUGUUAUUUUGGUUUAUCAACCUUUGACACUGUUUGGCAGAAAAUUUUGAGCAAGUAGAGUUUGCAAGACUGGAGAAACUUUGGUGGAUUUCUGCAAAAAGUUGGACGUUUGCUCUGAAUCCUGGAAAGAUCAUUGUUGGAGUGUCUUGGCAGGAGAAAGGGAGGUGACACUGGCUCCUCGGCUGCACUGUGUAAUUACUGUGGAAGCUGCUGCAUUGUGACUAUUUUUGACAGCCUGUGACACAGAUGGAUUUGACCACAGAGACUCGCAAAGUCAAGGGCCUCGCGGAGUCAAUGGCCAAGGCUGCACGUAGUAUAACUGAGGAGAAAGGAGGAUAGAAAGGAAAGAUGAACAAGGGCUCGUGAUGAUGCUUAAAACAGGCAGAAAAUCCAAACUAAGAUGGGCCACACCAGCGGGACAGAACAUUUUUAUCUAAUUUAUAAGGCAGACCAUGGAAAGAAAGUCAUACUGCUUUCCUGCAGUCUUGUUGGUAAUGCAAUUACUAAUGGCAUUUACCCAGGUUGAGCAUUCUUCACCGGUUGUGUUCAGAUUUUCCAUGUUUUUCAUUGGUUUGAUAAUUAGAAACGACAUUUGUUUGUGCAAUCUGCUCCAUGUUAAAUGUAAGGUUAUGUAUAUUAUCGAUUAAGUGUCCAGACCGCUUAUUUAAAGCGGAUUAUAGGCAAUUCACGUGAGAGAGGGACACAGAGAAGUAAGUGAUGGCUAUCAAGUGAAUCGACUAUUUCCUCUCUAAAUUCCUUCCUUUCCACAUUUUGCUCAUUGUGGGUUUGUUUUCUUAUUUGGGUUGUCUGCGAGCAAAAUGAGUGCGGCUUAUAUUUUAAAAACUGUCCCUCAAAAACUCUGCAUGUCUCCAGAACUACCAUGCCAAGGUACAUUAGUCAGACUCAGUAGACUGCUUCCUGAGAACUGUUUUCCUGCACCAGUUUGUAUUUUCGUUUAUGACCCAAACUAAACGCUAUGGCACGAUCAUGAGUGGUUUUACUGAGUAAGCCAAUGAAAGAAGUCAUCUUCUGUAAAAACACGCUUUUACUAUCUCCUCUUUUUCUUUCCUGACUGCCACUGAGUGGAGCUCAGAUGUUUUUUGUCAGCUGGUGUGAGUGUCUUAGACUUAAGUGCAGCCAGCCAGGACAGGCGGGCGUGGGCUCAGAGGCAGUCAGACCCCAGGUCAGGGACGUCCACUCACUGAGUCACUGCAUUUUAAAAGCCCAGCUGUGCUAACGACUUACGGCAUACGUGCAGAAUGUACACGUAACGCACGUCAUCCAGGCACUGGGUGUGUGCCGGACAUGCCACGAUAACAGCCAAGCAAGUGAACGCAACACGCUCGUUUCCUCGCUUUAAAGGUGGCGACAGGAAAGUGACCUAAAACAAAACAAAAAGAAACCAAUAAAGGGUGAUUUUUUUUUUGUAUAUCACUUGCCAAUAUUAACAGGAAAACUCUAAAUUUGGCUUUCUGCUUACACACACAGAAAUAACUCAUACGUUGUCAUAAUUAUUUAAUGUAGUCCCAGCGGUCUCUGGCAGCAUUAGCCCUCAGCCACCACAAAUUAAAGCAUUUCCCCUCAAAGAAACCACAGCUACCAGGACUUUGGACCACUUCUGAUGCCAGUCCUGGGCUUUAAUGCAGUUCACUCCAUGUUAGACCCCCACACAGGACGGUUGUUCACCAAGCACACGCACAUGAAGCCCAGCGUUAAUGUCAGUCUACAUCUCACAGACCACAGGAAGCAACAAUGAACUCAGCAUCUGCUGUUUGCAUCCUGGAUGACUGAAACAGUAGCAGCAUCAUCACCUGUGUGUCUGUCUGGGUGAAGGGUUAAAGUCUUUUACUGUAAAAUGCCAUCAUGAGUCAUUGCUUCCUUAUUUCCUUUGUUUUCAUUCAGUCCUGCUGGGAAUGACAUAGCCUUAGGUGAGUGUGUGUUAAAGGGGCAACCCAACGUUUUAAGCCAAACUUAAAAAGUGGGUAGUUCAAAUUAGGAUUUCGUUUUUCUUCCUCUUCUUUUGUGAUAAUUUUGGAAGUGAUUUUGCAUUCAUGGGGCUUAAAGUCACAAAAAUCAGUCUCAUUAUUUGGAUUGGAUGUUGAUAUUCCCUUUUAGAUUAUCUCUUAGGUCUAUGCCUGUGUGGCGCCGAUGCUGGCAAAGUACAAGCAUCCAAAAAAGUGAACAAACAUAUUACGCCUUUAAAACAAAAGCACUACCAAGGCAUCUUUAAUUGCUUGGUGCUCUUGCUGCUGUUAAUCUGCACCAGAUGUGAAACUAAACAGAGUUGAAGUGUUGUAAACAAAAAUCCACAGCUUUCUCUCUCUCAUUUCAGCAAAACGCAACAUUUAAAUAGUCCGACCCGACCGAAGCCGCGAUGUUGCACACAGUAAGCAGUCUAAUUGAGUUAUAUUAAAGCUUCGCCCUGUGUUUAACCAGUCAGUUGAGGCUGUGAUCAGAAGGGAUGGUAGAGACUUGGCAGAGUGAGUCAGUGCGCUAGCAGGUAAUUAUCUCCUGUGUUACCGUGGUGACUUGACGGGGCACCACCUGGCCCUCCACCCGUUCAUAACCCUCUGUCUGCUCCCGCAGGAGCUGCCCGCCACACAAUAGUCUGCCAGCUCUCCCUGCUUUAUAGAACCUGUUAACAUGAAGGUAAUGGAGAGCAGAGAGGGGAAGAAAUGUGUAACCGUUCAAUUAGUUUGGCUUUAUUAGAGAGUUUGGCUCUCAGACAGCACUGUGUCACAUCCACCGCUGCAGAUGUGUCACAGUCCGGCCUCAGCAGUGGCACGCAGAGCGAGUUUUAUUGCUGAGCAGAGAAGCCAAGAGGUCUACAUUUGUAAUAUCUAAGCUCAAAUAUCCCUCGAUCUUCUUUUUUCUGAAAACAUACUCGUAUCUCCUGUUCCCUCUCCCUGCGUCUGUCUCUUUAUUGCUCCUCGCAUUCCUCUCCACAGCGGGCUCAUGGUGCUGAGGCUAAUACAGAUGUUUUCCUGCCAGAGCAGCUGUGCGGAGAAACUUUAUCUUUUCAGAGUCCAACAAGUCCCCUCACCUCGACCCCCACCGUCAUGUCUGGCCCUUUCUCCGAUCUUGUCCGCACGCACCACCAUCUGAUACCAGAUUUCCCUCCCUACCUUCCUUAAACCAACAGUAUUGAUUAUCAGCACCGGUCUCCCAGUUUUAAUUAGUUAGUUAUCAUACGGUCUCAGAGGUGCUGUGUGGUGUUUAGUCUCCAACUUCCAGCUCUGGCCCUCAUCUCCAGAGGUUUAAACCUCCCAUGCUUCCAGACAUAAAACAUUUCAACACUUUCUCAAGUUCUGUAGUGUGUUUUUCCACUCCGCAGCUCUCACUCUCUCACAUACACACUCACUUCCUCUGGGCCCAAAACACAGCUCUCUCUUUCUCUCAACAUCAUUUCCCACUCCUCCUUCAAAAACACGCUUACACACACUCCAGCUUUUUUCUUCUUCUUCUUUUUUUUAUCUGUCAGUGAGUUGUUGCAGCCUGAUGAAUGAUUCUGAAUGUGAGCUGCUACCCUGGAUGAUCUUUCAUAGUUCCCAUCAAAAGAGGAUCAGAAAGCUAAAAGAUGAGUCCUCCUCGUCCUCGAAACUGCUAACCUGCCUCCCUUCCUCUUGUAAAUUUAUGUAAUCGCUUCUGUUUACACUCCUAGCAGACUAAUGCGCUAAUGCAAGUGUACGACCAGUCUUUUAACUCAAACAGGAAUGUUUCUGGAGCUUAUUAGUGUCAUUGCAUGCAUGUUUUAUUAGCUUCUGCUGGUCAGGGAGGAAUGUAACAGCUGGUACAGACAGCCCAGCUUUACUGUCAGGUUAUUUCUCUUAAUACUCUCCAAAAUAAAAGAUGUAUUAUGACCAGAUCUGGCUUGAAAGUAAAUACCACCAGAAAAUCCAGGAAUUUUAUUUUUAUUCUAACAAUUUAGUAUCUCUGAGAUCACCUGUUGAACCCAGGAGUCCAGAAUGACAUCUGGAUGCACAUAGCAGAGCCUCUAUGACUUGGCCGGGCUCAGGCACUUGCUGGGAGAGAUGAUGAAACACUCGGCGGGUGGGACUUGACAAUGUGGCGAGUGGUCAAAAGACCCAGAUGCACUGAACAGCGGGAGUUUUAGGUCUGCCUCAGUGAUGGACGGACCUCCUUCACUGCCAGGAAUGUCGGGUUUAUUUUAGUUUUCAUAAUAAUUUCACUUUAUUGCUUUCUGUCCAUCUUUAUAAAAUAUAGUUGAAUUAUUUUAUGGCAAACUCACAGAAUUUCUUCUUCUUUUCGAUGUGCAAUACUCCAAAAAAUGUGUAUGAACAGGCACGAAGAAGUACAGAGGAUAUCUGAAGGAUAAUCUUUUUAUCUGUGUGGUUUCUUAUCAGUGACUGGCAGUGAUACUGGGUAUUAAGAGGAGCUAGGGCCCGGCCAAAGAUCUAGACAUAGUGAAGGGGUGAGAGAAGAAGGAUAGGAGGGUGCAGAGGAAUGAAAAUGUGGCUCAUGAAUGGAUUAUUUCCCUUAUUCUAGUUCCUUGUGGGUCUGUAAAGUCGCUCAGAGCAUUUGACUGAGCGCAGUCAUGUGUUUGUGGAUAGUAAAACACUAUUUCCGCGCCACCUACCCUGCCCAGUCACCAGCUGCGCUGUGUGAUGUGUGUUCGCUCUACAAGCUGAGGACUGCGUUAGCGGAAGCCGGUAAUACUGACCAGAUUCUUCACCCGACUACGACAUCCGAAUCAAAGCUUGUAAAAGCCGAGCUGCAGCUAUAGCGUGGUGCUUUUAUGAUAAGUGAUGACAUUGUGCGUCUGUGCAGCACAGAGUAUAAACUGCAUGUGGUGGCUUCCUAUUUAUUUAGGCAAGUGUGCAGCUGUGUUUCCCUGUGUUUCCGUCAUCGCACUUUUGUUUAUUUUAAAAAGCAAUAGGCUGCAAUUAAACAAAAUAAACAACAAGCUGUUAAAAUCCGGGUGCCAAUGUGCCCGUCAUGCGUGCGUCACACGCCAAGAGGAAAUUAUAAAAGUUUUAUGUAGACACCAUGUAGACACAUGUGCGUCCUUUGGGGCCAAUGAGUGUAUUGUAUGUGAAUUUUCCUGAGGUCUAUAAUAAGAGGCGGCUGGGCUGGUGGAGGAGGGUGUGGCCCCUACUGCCACAAAAUUAAAGAACAUAAAAGCAAAGGGAAGAGGGGAAGAGUGAGUGGAGUGGGGGAAACUGAAUGGCUGUGGUUCUCUACGUCUCCGAGUUGUUUAAUCCUGAGGAAGUACAGAUGGUUACGGUGGUAUCGGCGCGCAGAGAUCCCUCACAGUCUCUUCACACUGCUUCAGCCCUGUCUCUUAACACGUUGUAUCACUCAGCAGAACAAUGGAGGUCGAGGAUUUAGGAUGUGGUUUCUUUGUUGUCACUGUUGCCUUUCACUAGAGUUCAAUCUCUUGACAGAUCUCUGAGGGAAGAUGAUGAAGUUCCCAUUUCCAAGAUGACUCAAUUUGUCCUGCAGGCUCUUUAGUCACUGUGGUGUGUGUGUGUGGGCUCUUCAGAUCCACCAGUUUGGUUUCUAAUAGAGGAGAGGCUGAUUCAAGAAUAAAAGCAUUGAAAAUAUAAUAUCAUGUGUGUGCAGCCUCUUAAAAUCAGGAGUGCUGGCUCAAACUGUGUUUAUAGACAAAAGUUUUUGGAUGUGAUUUUGAGCCUAUGCAGUGGUGUCCACUACAGAGCAUGUCUGUUUUUGUGUCUUCUGACACUCUGAAUCUUGUGAUGAUAUAACUGUAGUUAAAUUAAUUGCAAUUUUAUGCACUGCAACAUUAUCAUGAUAUUGUUGAACUAAUGCUGCGCUCGAUUUACCUAAAAAUGAUGUCACACCCGAGUUCCCAGCAUUUCAGUUACCAAGUCGGAAAAAGCAAAAUUGGAGGUGGAAACAAAAUGGCCACAUCAACGAAAGUUACUUUAGUGCUUGCUUUAUGUUCAGACAAGUCAUUUUCAACUCGGGCUUCUGACUUCUGACUUCUCACAAACUGGUGAACACUUGGAGUGCCGUUGUUGAACCUGUUUCAAAUUUUUGUAAUUAUUAGGAGAUGAUCCUCCAGCCUUGCACACAUUUUUCUUUGUUUCGUUGGUGUAAUUGGUCCAAAAACAGUUUAAAAAUAAGCAUCAAGGGUUUUAUCUUGUGUUUUCUUAAGCCUUCUCAGUCAGCCUUCACUUCACUGGAAUCUCAGCCGGCUGCAGCCAAACGUAGAUAAAAUUAUCCAGCUUAACAUCAUCUUAUUUUGUUUGUCUGGAAGUUGCUGUUGAUUUGAUGGACAGUGUACGAGCUCUGAAAGAUGCUCCAUAGUGAGUCAGUUCGGGUAUAAAUCACUGCUACAUGAUGCCCAUUGAGGCAUGAGACAGAACCCAGUCCUACAGUUUACGGGUGCAGAGGGCGAGCACGUUUGAUGGCCGCAGCGAGAGGGAAAAAGAGAGGUCAGCAGAGCCGCUGUGAGCAGAAACUAGAAGCUCUUGAUUGCCUUCCGGCUGGCAAACCCAGAAAAGUUUGGUUUGACCACAAGUCUUAAAUGUUAAGACUCCUUUUCCUGUGGUUGCCGUGCCUGCACAUGCACGCACGCACGCUCAGGGGCGUGUGUGAGUGUGUGCGAUCGUGCACGCACGGUUAAUGAUCGUUAAAUGUGAGUAAGUUAUUGCAUGAAACUCCGCUGACCCUUUCCCAGGGAGCCGGCGCUGACAGGCUCCACGGCAGAACAAAUACAUCACACAGGCAUGAUGUCAUCAAUGGUUGCCAGUGGGCAGGAUGUUUCCUGAAGUGGUAAUCGUCCUACUGUGGGUAGUCACUCUGUACCCGGGAGGACAAACCCUCUUUACUCUUUAUGGGAUAAACAUCUUGAGCAAUCUGCCCGUUUCGUUUUUUCUUCCUGUCUCUCCUUCUUGCUUACGGAAACUAUGACUUACUUGUUCCCACUCCUGUAGUUAAAACAUUGUUGAAGUAAGAGCAACAAAAAGACAGAAAGAAACAGAUCAUUAAAGUGCCUCAAUCAAACAAAUGACUCUAUGAGGUGUUGAAGCUGUGCAGUCAUUUUUUAAAGGCCUCAAGGCUCUCAUCAUAAAGUGAUCCAAACCUGUUUUGAUUGGCCAAUUGCUUUAUCGGGCUGUACAGGGGACACAGAAGGAGGUGCAGAUAAUAGUGGCACAGUUAUCUCAAAGAAAAGGAAGGGAAGGAGCUUAAGCCGUGUGUGAGGAGAAGUGAGAGCAGUGCAAAGGGUGAGAUCCCCCUCCUGCAGAGCAGCGGAAGCGCGCAAGGUGUGAGGGCGGCCGACAGACACUUGGACUAAUGCGAGCCGUCAGAUUUGUCCGCUGCUGCUCCGGAGCUGGAGGUGUCGGAGAAGUGUCUUAGGUCUACAGGCCCUGCAGGGGAGAGGGGAAAGGAGGCAGAGGAGAGGGGGAAACAAAAGAGGGACGUGGGAGACAUGAAAGAAAUUAGUCAAAGGCAAAGGCGGAUAAUGAUCAACAACCAAAACCAACAAUCACAGCUUGUCUACGUUAACGUGUGUACGUUUGUCAGUGGAUUUUCUAAAAAGUUAUUCCAAUUAUAUCUUAAAACUUUUGUGUUAAGUAACUUGAGCUGAAGUAAAGUGUGUAUUAGUUUACAACAGCAGGCUGGGGUAUGUGUGGCUGUCAUAUUGGUAGUACUAAAGAGGGCAGGACAACCAGCGCUACCGAUCAAAGACUUAAAAAAACAUGGACAUCACCCGCUUUUUUUUAGGAAUGGAAGUUUAAAGUCCUCCAGCAAAACUUGUAGUUCAGGAAAACAGCUUUAUUCGACCGACGUGUUUCGGCUUGUGGCCUUCAUCAGGGUCAUCAGAUAUGCAUUAAAAAAAACAUCCCUCAGGCCUUUGACCAAAAUGAUGCCACUGACACCUCCCUUUGGACAGUUCCCCUCACCCCCUAUCAGCACCUUAAUUGCUGACAGGUGGUACAAUUAGGUGCUGACUAAAUAGACACACCCCUGCAGCCAUUCCAUUGGCUGACUCCGAUGUAACUGCACAUAACUUGUCAAAUCUUGUAACUGUUCAAUCUUCCCCAAUUUCAAACCUACCCUAUUGAAGUGUUGCUCUUAAUGCAUUUCUGAUGACCCUGUUGAAGGCUUCAAGUUGAAACACAUUGGUCGAAUAAAGCUGUUUUCCUGAACUACAAGUGUUGCUGGAGCUCUUUUGCCCUCUUUAAGACCCUUUUUCUCUAAGAACCUUGGAAGUUGGUUAAGUUGUUCCAGAAUUUUUGUCCUCUAGGAUUGGAAACUUAGAAAUCCAACAUCCGAUGCUGCUGACUCAACCAAACUUUCAAUCAAAGCCCACUUUAAAUGCAAGGAGGUGGGCUUAUGUCCCUUUAGUAAACAGCUAGACAGAAUAAUUAAAAACAAAAUAUUCAAUAGCUAUAGAGUGAUGAACCUCAAAUCACUGAGUCGGUUUAUUCUGUUCGCACACUGUCAGCUUGCAAACAGAGUCAUGAGGCAACUGUUGGAUACAUAAAUCAUGAAAGAUGCUAACGUGGUGUUGAUACAGUUGUAUCUUCUGGUUACCAGGUGCACUGUGGGAAGUCUUCAUCAUUCCCCGUGUCUGUGAUGUGCUCUGCCAUGCACGUGUGUGGUCCAUACGAGUCCGUGAUGUGGUAUCACUGUGCAUCAUCAGCAGCAAAUCAGAUGCAGAGCAAAUGAUAAAAGCAGUGCUCUCUGUACAUUUGUGUGCAUGUGAAUGUGGCUGCAUCUCUAAUUAUGGAUUACGGAAACCCAUAAUGAUUGUGUUACCGUGCUGUGACGCACACGACUGUUCGCUCCACAGGAAAUACUUUCUGAUGAUUGUUUGUGUGCAUCCGAGUGUACGUGUGCGCAUGUAAGAAGCCGUAAGUGAUCCAGACUCAGAUUGGAGGGCUUAGCAUGAAAAAGGGUGGGUGCACUGUGUUUGUGGUGGUUGCAUGUUUGUGACACAGGUGGGGCAAUGGCUACUCACUUCCUCCCACAGGAAGUCAUAAAUGUACCGCUUGGCUUUGACUGCGCCUCUCCCCCUCAUCUAAUGACUGCCAUACAGUUGUAAUGACCUGGAAGAGAAGGACAACAAACAAAAGCAGAGUUAUAGCCAAGUUCAACGCCACACUCUCUGGGAUGCUCUAAGUUUCUCUGAAAGUGGGAAAAAAUUAUUCAUGAGUGGAAAUGGAAAGAAACGCGAGAGAAGUAGUGCAUGUGGGAGUUACACGGCAGCAUCCAGCUGCUCGCACAGGCAAAGAUAAAGAGGUUUUACAGUGAAAGGGCGGGCGGCUGCUCUGGAGGCUAAAGAACAGAUCUGGCUUUCUCCCCAGAGGGAGUGCACCUGCACUGGGCUGCAGGAGGAGGAGGAGGAGGAGGGAGGGGCUCUCCAUGUGUUGGAGGAUUAACAGGACCUUGAAGCAGAGAGGUCUGACAGAGAAAUGAGUGUGAGGAGCUCUGAGGUCCUCGGGUUGGAUAUUAAAACAAAAAUGGUUGUAUUUGAGCGGAACGACGACCUCAAAAAUGUAUGUAUUUGAUUAAAUAGUAAUACGGUGCAGUUGUGUCAUAUCAAUAUUGAAUAUAGUGGAAAUGAAAACUCACUCGCAAAAUAAUCCAACUGGCAUUCUGUACUCUGGACACUGUGAUGAAUUUUACCAACAAAAAAUUAGCCUGCCAAAAUUUGUAACUUAAAGUGACUGGCUGCUUCAAUUCCAAAUCUACAAAAUCUAGACGCACAAAUACAUCGCAAGCUGUCAGAUAGGAAAUACAUGAUAAAGUAGUUUGACAUGUUUUCAGUGUAUUUGUUCCACCAAGACCCCUUAAAGAAGAUAAAAUGUUAUGUUUUGUAAAUGGUGAGUCAAAAAACAAGAACUUGAAAUCCAGAUUUAACAGAUUGAACUCAUAAGAAUCUCUAUCAGUAACUUUGAUUUUUACCACAUUAGUUUUUACACCAUGAUUUGACAGCAGAGGAAUCUUUCUUUCUCAUGCCUCUGCAGUGGAAAGGCCUCGCUCAGGCUGCUAGCCUAUUGCAAGAUCCACAUAAGGUGGUGAAGCUUUGAUACAUGAACUGGAUCAUCUGUACAGAUAAGCUGCAUGAGAGAAAAAUCACUUUUUUUAUAAUAGCCUAUGAAAGCCACAAAUACCACAGCGGUUAAGUUUGUAUAACCUCUGGAAAUACUUCUGUAAUAAAACUGUGGGUCACAGCAGCACAGUGUAGCUGAAGGAAACCCCGAUGAUAUUGACAUACAUUCCAGGCUGAGAGUUAUACAGCCGUUUACUUCAACCUCUUGCUCCAGAGAUAAAAUCAGCCGAACAUGAAAGACUUCACGUACGCUCUCUUUACUUCACAUUAUGAAUAAAUAACUCACAACAUCUGCACAAUGAUAUGAGGAAAGGUCAUCGCUGCGGGAUUAUGUUUGGGAGCCAUCUGACUCGUAUGGCGUGUGAAGUUGAGUUUUAAGUGUUGUCACGAACCGCACUGACAAAAUACGCAAAAUAAGGCAAUUUAAAACUCCUCAAAGUCCCACCAGAAUCUGGUGUGUGGGCUUUAUUUUUCUAUCAGCUUGUAAAUAAUUAAAUUUGAUCGCGCUUGGAUUUGUUUAUGUGUUUAAAGCGAUGCGUGUUGGUGUGGGGGGUCUAGCUGACAGUCGAUGGAGAGGAAGGUGGAGGAAGAAACCAGGAGAUGAUGAGAGACAAGGCGCUGACCCCUGGGACGUCCUGCUGGCACAUGAGAGGAGCGGGGUCGGGGGGCAUGUCUUGGGGGGUGCAGAGGGCUGGGGUGUGGGGAUGAGAGCGAGGAGGGUACACCAAACAUGAAUCCCCGGCUCAUGAGAACCAGAUGAAGGGCAGACCGAACGACUCUCUGGGGCUCUGGGGGGAGAAAAAACAUAAGAGAGGGACUCAUAAAGCUGUCAGAGUCCGCCUGCAUCUCUCUAUCAUUGGCUCUGUGUGCACCAGAUGCAUCGCAGCUCGUGCAAGUCCUCAUAAAUGUUUCAAUCCUAAGCCAACAUGUGUACAGCAUAUCUAUGGAUAGUUUCUAUCUGGCAAGCUAUGUCAGCUUCUAGCUAGCAACUGGAAGUGAUGUACUAUGGAGGAUGAAUAAAUUGUCGGUAAUGAGAAAGGACAUUUGUUUCCUUGAUGCAACUUAAUACCACGGGAAGAAAAAAACCCUUUCUGGUGUAAUUUACAACUCUAUCUAAAUACAUGUAUCCCUGCUGGUUAAGAGAGGAUGCUAAACAGCUCAUGAAAGCAACAUUCACUGCAAAACUGUAUUUUCUGUCCAUCUUGUUUUGCAGUGGAGCAUGAUAAAGAAUUCCUACCGGUGAGGCGGCAUCACAAAGAGUUCAGAUUCGACCUAUCACGGAUCCCAGAAGGCGAGGCGGUCACCGCUGCCGAGUUUCGUAUUUAUAAAGACUUCAUCCAUGAACGUUACGAGAAUGAGACUUUCCGUAUCAGCGUCUACCAGGUGCUGGAGGAGCACUCUGACAGGUGAGUAAAAGGUUAUUCUCAGCAGAGCAUAUUUCAACAUGCUGACUUUGUGAUUGUCGAUUUGCAAUGGCUCUCUCUGGAUCAUCUUCAUCUUGAGAUCCUGAAGAAUUUUAAUCUCCUCGUGGAAUCUCCUGUAACCCGGCCAAACUCUCUCCAUGUAGCCCAGAAGGUGUAUGUAACUCCGAAAGCGGUCCAUGUCCCGCUACCCUCGACUCCUCCUGAAGGUUCCUGUUGUCCGGGGGGAACAACACGCUCAUUUAUUCCUUUGCCAGAGACAGGCCUGAAUACAUGAAUGAACCAGAGCUGUGUGACACACUAUCUGCCCGGUCAGAAAAUGGGUCGGGAAACAUGAAUGGCCACGUGAAGAACAAGGGAUUUUAGUCUCUGACAGUGAAAGAGCAGAAAAUAAAGAGUUCAGUGUUGGACAAUGGGACUGACUUGGACAUGGACUAUUGGACACUUGCUACUUUUCACACAGUUUUUUUUUCUCUUUCACAGCUGUGUUUUUUCUUUCUCUCUCUCUUUCUCUUUCUGUCUCUCUCUCUCUCUUUCUCUUUGGCUUUCUGGCUCUCCCUCCAAAUUCCAUCCAGUGAUGGACUGUGUUUUGUGUGUGAAAAGACCGGUCGUUUAUAAAGCCAUUAUUGUCAAUUAAGAAAAUGAAGUGUUCCCUUGGGCCUCACCAUCUGGAGCCCUCCCUCCCUCCCUCUCUUACUCACUCUCUCUUUUUUCGCUCCUUCUUCUAACUCUUUGUUUCACUCCGUCACACUCCUCUGACUCUCUCGUUUCACUCAAUUACUGUUCUUUUUGCCUCGGUCACUGGGCUUUACGCAGUGUUAUAUGUUUCGACCCAUCUUUUGUAAUUGUGCACAUAAUCUCUGUUGAUUUAAGUGAAUCUCUUACUGUGAGUUGUGAUUGUUUCCUCCGCCUUCUCCAGGGAGUCUGACCUGUUUCUGCUGGACUCCCGGGUGAUCUGGGCAGCAGAGGAGGGCUGGCUGGUGUUUGACGUGACCGUCACCAGUAACCACUGGGUCCUGAACCCUGGUAGAAACCUGGGUCUGCAGCUCGCCCUGGAGAGCACAAACGGUGAGAAUCAACCAGAUUAGUCUAGUCCGGAUCAUAUUGGUGAUAUGAGGUAGCAAAUAUAAAAAUAGAAAGCUCAAGAUGAACAAAAUACACCUGAAGAAAUUAGUGUCAUUGCUUGUGAAAAUAAGAAUUGACCGAUUAAUUGGCAUUUGGACAUAAUCAGCCUCAUAUAAGCAAAUUUUAGCAUUUUUCCCAUUACCCAUUAAUAGCUCACAAUUUCCAAAACAGUCUGUAACUAGUGUUUUAAUGGUGCUUUGAAUUGUUACAUUUAGUAUUGACCCCAAUAUCAACCAAUUUAUAGCAGAACCCAAUACCUGUCUUUCCAUUCAUUCAUUAAAAUUCCAUCUGAGACAUAUGACCGUGCAUGUUAGAUUUCAGUGUGCAUGGAAUAAUGAAUCUGGACAUGACUUUUCUGUUUUUGUUUUAACCCUAAUAUUUACCUUUUUUAAUACUUUUCUUCCUAAAAGCUACUGUAAGGAACUUUUGGUUUGUGUCGAUUUUGGCGCCCCUGGUGGACAAAGCAGUAAAAUUAGAUAUUUACUAAAAUUUGGCAGUUUGUAAAAAAAAAAAAAAAAGAAUGUUGGUAUUAUUAAAUUAUUUUGUGUAAAUUAUUAAAUUAUUAUUAUUAUUAUUAUUUUUUUAAAUUAUAUUAUUUAUUAUUUAAAAAUUAUUUUAAUAAUUUUAUUAAAUCAUUAAAAUAUUUUGCCAUUAAAAAAACAAAAACAAAAACAGCAACACAGUGUUAUAUCACCAAUAUAAACCGGUCAACUUGGGCGAUCAUGAGGGAAAAUAUAAAGAUGACACAUAGUCAUAGAGAGUGAGAGUGUUGGUCCUGUUCACGUUCAGGUGAAAAUCUGAAUGUGAUCAAAUGUAGUGUUGUGAAUAUGUGGGUCAACAUGUGGUAAACUCAUCGUGCAGUUUUUUUCAUGACAAUUUGGAUAACAUCGCCAUUAUUCAGUAGCUUCUUGUGAAACAUAACGUAGAUAAAGAUUUCACAGUGGGUCAAGUCUGACCUAGAUUUUGAUCAUAAAAGCUGCUGAUUUCAGAGCUAGAUUUCUGUGGCGACUGAAUAUGUUUAACAGACACACUAGAGUUGAAAUGAAGUGGUACUUUCAGCUUUGGUAGAAACCUAAUUACAAUAGGAGGAGUAUAAGAAACUGAACUCUUGCCAUCAGCUGAGUCAUAGAGAAACACAAAAGAACCGCCAAACAAAACAGGAUUACCUCAAAUUAAAAGAUGAAUUACUGUAAGGUGGGGUUGAUAUUGUUUGAUGUGUGUCAUGAAGUCUGAAGCUCACAUUCUGGCUGCGGAGACGCCAAAGAAUCAGCUUCUCCGCUCUCUCUACGCUCUGUGGGUAAAUGUAAGAGAUAAAUCAAACCCUGGUCCUCAUCGUACGUCAUCAGUCAUCCAUCCGUGUCUUCGUCUGUCAUACCCUCAUCAUCAUUUGAAGGCAUGCAGAAAAUACUUGGACUUAUCAGAAGGAUACAUCACAGCAGGAGUUUGUUGCAAACAUGGUUGUUUAAAACGUUAUCAACAAACAAACAGUGAGAAGUACUUGAGCAUUUUUGAGGAUAUUAUCUCUCAAAGGAUGGCAGGGUGUUACAUGUUUAGUGCAGAAGACAGACACUGUGUUGCUUUCAUGUUGUGGGAGAGGAGUGCUGUAUCCUUGAGUGUGUGUUUGUGUCUUAGAUUGGGUAUAAAGGGUUAUGGGUGAGCAUGUACAGGCAGGCGCACGGGACGUCCUGUCGCCAGCGGCAGAGCAGAAGCCUUGAUUUACCACCAGACAGCGAUCAGACACACAUUCUUCAGAGUGAGAGGUAGAUAGACACCGCUGGACGGUCAUGCACGAGCGCAAACACUCCCACACGUACAUGCACACAAACAUGAGGGAGGCUUUGAUGUUCAGAGCCGCGUUUGUUUUCUGCAUUUUAGAGAGGAUGAGUAAAAGGAGGGAGGCAUUCACAGAGGAAACUGAGUGCAGUGUUACUGACAUGAAAACAUGGUUUGAGUGAGAAAAGAGAGGACCACACACACAUUCACACACACACCAUAAACUCAAAACACAGGCACACAUGUGUUUGAUUUCAAAAGUAUCCCCCUCUUUUGGAAAACAUCACCCUGUUUGAAUAAGAUCUCGAUUUCUGCGAUGCCAACACCUGUUUCCUCUGUCUCCCCCUGCAGGAGAGAGCAUCAACCCUCGUGUGGCUGGGCUUAUUGGCCGCAGUGGGCCUCAGAAUAAACAGCCGUUCAUGGUGGCCUUCUUCAAAGCCACGGAGGUGCACCUGCGGAGCAUUCGCUCAGCAUCAGGAGGGGGGAAACAGCGCAACCCCAACCGCUCUAAGGGGGCAAAGAGCCAGGAGGCACUAAGAGUGGCAAAUGUUGCAGGUAAUCAUAUGCACUAAUAUAUGUUCAAAUCAAUCAAUCAAAUCUAAUUUUAUUUAUAUAGCAAGAGCAGGUCUAGACCACGCUCAUUGUUUGAUGAAUUAUCAAGACUCAACCUAAGAUAGGUCUACUGGACGAACCUUUUCUUAGGAUCUUCAAAAAACAGGAAACAAAGGCCCCCAAAUCAACCAUUUAUUUUGCUAAAUUAGUUCAUGUAUUCUAUCACCAACAUGUAAACACCAUGUAAUUAUUUGUAUUUGUAUUAUAUGUAUUAUCCAUGAUGUUCAUGGAGUUUAAAUGUCAUUCAUUGUAAUCCUCAGCUACACUCGUGCUGCGUUCAAGUUACCUCGGAAGUCAGAAGUCUGAGCUGAAAAUGACGUCACACUCGAUUUACUAGCGUUUCAGUUGCCAAGUCGGAAAAGAGCAAAAUCGGAGACAGAAACAAGAUGGCUACAUUUCUGAAAGUUAUUUUAGCACUUGCCUAAUAUUCGGACUAGGCAAGCGCUAAAAUAAUUUUCGUAGAUGUAGCCAUCUUGUUUCCGGCUUUUCUUUUUCUUUUUUUUUUUUUUCUUUUUUUUCCAACUUGGUAAUUAAACGCUGGUAACUCGGGUGUGACGUCAUUUUCAGCUCCGACAUCUGACUUCCGACUAGCUAUUAAUAUCAUGGAUACUAAAUGUGUUGUUUAAACUUGAGAGACAGCCAUGCAUCUGUGUCUUACAUCCCUUGUUUUGGAUUUCUUAUACCACUUUGUAGAUCGUAAAAUCUACGGCCCAGAAUACAGCAUUACUAUAUUAUAAAGGCAUUUUGGCCUCCCAUCCUGAGCUGAACCUAGCUUGCUGCAUGCAAAUAACUGCCAGCUGGAAUUAAUGUGAUUCUUGCCGAGCGAAACAUGACGAUGCAAACUCUCAGACCCUUUGUUUUAGAGGUGUUGGAAGUUUUCGAGGUGUUUAGAGCUGCAACAUUAGACUGCAUUGCCAGAGCGUCGAGUAUCCCUCUGCUGUCUUUGUUUAUUUACAUAAGCAUUACAGAGCAGUUGGGGCCAAGUUCCCUGCAUGGAGGUGAGGCAGUGCAGGCUUUUAUGGCAGAACACAUCUGCGGUGUGCUGUGGGGCAACCAGGGCCACAACACAUGGUCCAAAUGGGCCUGUUUGGAACGUUGGAUAGCAGCGCUCUUUAACUGGAUGAUGAGAACCAGUCGCUCAUGAUCAUUUCCAAUGUGAACCGCUCUGAGGAACUAAUGCACCACAGAGCCUCACGGGUCACCAGGAUAACCGAGUGAAAGAUACCGAUAGAUUAAAAACAGACGACUCUUUUUCAACACACAGCUGGGGGGAAAGGGGAACGAAAUGGUUGGAUAUGUAAAGAGAGAGGAGGAAUGAGAAUAAGUAAGACAAUGAAAAGAGGGGCGAGCCGACUCUGUGUGCACAUCUGUUCCAUCCAGUGGAAACUCAAAGCCUAACAGUGUGACCUCUUAGCAGGGUGGCCCAUUCAUUGGAACAAUUACACAACUGCUGUUUUAAAUCAGGUGAUUUCAUUCAGCCAUUGUUUAAAUAUUUUGUGUGCUGGAGCGGGUCCUGUUUACGUCUGUUCUUUAUCAUUUCUCCCUAAUUGAGGUCUGACUUCAGAAAAUAGUUACUCUUGUAACAGAAUGGGAUAAUAGCAUGUGUAUUAAAAUGCCAUUUCUCUCUCUGUCUGUCUGUCUUUUCAGAAAACAGCAGUACUGAUCAGAAGCAGGCCUGUAAGAAGCAUGAGCUCUACGUCAGUUUCAGAGACUUGGGGUGGCAGGUACGAGAGGCAUUCCUUUUGCAGGUUGUUCAGCCAGACGGAAGCUUAACUCAGACUCUCCUUGUUGAUGGUAUUACCCCAGAAUCCUGAUAAAUGAUGCACUAGAUCGGCACAUAAUACAGGAGCCUGUGGGAUGAGUUUUCUUUUAACCACUAGACCUUACCACACCUGCAAAAUCUUCCCGAACUGUUAACCCGUUACUGACCUGAUGCCACAGAAUAUGCAUUUUAAGUAAUUCUUUUUGUAAAAGCUUUUUUGUUUUUGCUCUUUUUGCUACAUUUAUAGUGAUUUUAUUGAUUUAUAAAUUAUUUAUUUAUGCGGCCAACAAAAUGGUCACCCAUAUAUGUCAGUGGCGUUGACCAUAGACUCUAUAUAGAAUGGACAGCAUCUGCCUCCUUGCUUGGUGAAGCCACCGCAAGAACAGCACCCUCUGGUGACGGGCGUCAGUAUAGGUCAUAAAUCCCGCCUCCCCAAAAAAAUUUUCUCCCCCUGCUUGCAGUGUGGACAUGUAGUUACUGUCAGACUGGUUUGUGCUCAAGUCCUCUUAUUUUGUACAGCUCCGUUUUUAAAAGUUAUUAGGGGGUUCAUGUUUUCUAUGAUUGACUCUUGAUACAGCCUAUGGGUGUAUGAAGAGUGAGUAGCUCACCCCGGGGGGUACGUUGUUUGAGCCAAGCAUCAUCACAGCGACUCUCUGUGACUCUCCCGCCGAAUGUGUACAACGCUACUGCGCAAUGCUGGUUUCAGGAGAUGAAGAAAAAUCGCAAAAAAAAAGAGAGCUUUUUGGCUUCAAAUCCGUAUACAGGCGGUAGGUGGAACCAAGUUGUCCAUAGUAUAUACGGUCUACGGCGUUGACAAAAUCUUAACUUUAGCCUGCUUUACUUUAAGUCUAAUUUAACUUAAAGCUCCUGUAUGUAACUUUUGGUUUGUGACGAUUUUGGUGCCCCCCUGUGGGCAAAAUUGUUUUUGCGUAAUUUGUGAUUAUUUAAUGAGGCUCUUUCUUCAGCUGCAAGGCUCACACCAACCCCCUUAGCACUGGUUUCAGGCAUUAAAAAUUACAAUAUAAAACUUUAAGUCUUGCCUUUUCUCUUUUAUGUUAUAAAAAGUCGUCAAUAUGAAUUUUAGUCAGUUUUAUAAAUGUUGAAAAACUCCUCACAGGAGCUUUAAGAACUCCAAUCAUGGGAAAAUAAACACCAGCAGUACAUUCAUGCUUUCUUUUUCUGUGUUACUUUUCUGCUGGCGUUUUCUACUCACUAAACCAGUCCUGUAACACCACCAAGGCCAGAACAGUGUUGUGGUUUGUGGUUGCUUUGCGUCUGUUUUCUUUAAUCCCGUCGACGCCUUUUUAACCACUCUCUUUGUACUUUGACAUCUGCUGUUCCUCGCUGUCUCUGCUUUGACAAACAAAUAAAAGCACAUCAUUAAAGUAAUCAAUCACAGUCUCUCUUAAAUAUCCGUUCUGAACCUGUUUGUACGUCUCUUUUCCUCCUCAGGACUGGAUCAUCGCUCCAGAAGGAUAUGCAGCCUACUAUUGCGAGGGAGAGUGCGCCUUCCCGCUGAACUCCUACAUGAACGCCACAAACCAUGCCAUUGUGCAGACGCUUGUGAGUAACCAUGAAAGCAGGAGACAAAAACCCCAGCAGUCAUGUUAACAGUCUAAUCAUCUCAUCAACUGUCAGGACAAUGAAGCCGCUGUUGCAACUGCUGUAUUUAGUCUCAGAUUGUAUCUCAGAGUAAACUGUCAUCAGAGAUCUGGCGCAGCACAAGAUCCAAGUUUUCUGCGGCUCUGGUUUUUCUUUCUCAAUGUUCAAUCCUUUAAGAUGCUCUUUGCUGAUUUUUCAGUUUUUCUUGAUGUUGUAACAGACUCGACAAUCUCUCUCUCUCUCUUUCUUUUCACAGGUUCAUUUUAUAAACCCAGACACGGUUCCUAAGCCUUGCUGCGCCCCCACACAGCUCCACGCCAUCUCUGUGCUCUACUUUGAUGACAGCUCCAACGUCAUUCUCAAGAAAUACCGCAACAUGGUGGUCAGAGCCUGUGGCUGCCACUAGCCUGUCAGCAUCUUCACAGAUAGACACGCAAACGUGAGAACGGAGGGCUGCUAGUUGCUGUCUGACACGAUGACAUGGACUGUUUGUGCACACAUUUUUUAUGUACAGUCAGAGUUCAAGUGAGGGGGAAACUCUCAGUACCGUUGUCGGGGUCGCCACGAUGUUGAGCGGAUGAACAGGAAGUCACCACAAACACGCACACACACACUUAUAGCUUUUGUAAGACAAAUAAAAAAGUAUAAAGCCGAUUUGAAGGAGGUUAGUAGUCCUGAGGAAAUAUCUGUGUUUAAUUGAAAAUUUAAACGUAAAUAGUCAGAAAUUUAAAACAAAAAACAAGAACAAACUCUGAGAUUAAAGACGCAAUGUGUGAGACAAACCUCAGAAAAACACUGGUGUGACAAAAGCUACACAAGAGCUUAUAUGGAUGGCCAAAACUAACUGUAUUUAUUGCUUUUUUAGAGAUUUCAGAUCCUUUAACUCCACCAGAAUACCAUCAGCCUACACAGCACACAACCAAACCGAUACUGGUUUGAUUUUUCCAUCAAACUAACUCUAGAAUAAUCACAUUUGGAGCCUAAAGUUUCUUAUUUUUUCAGUUGCAAAGGUCUUGAGGCUUUUCUUAUAUAAAAGUGGGUGUAUUUAAAUUCAAAGUGGAUUGGAAACUAACACAGAAAUACCUCACGAAUCAAAAAUACUUCCUGAAUGAAAAAAAAACAAAAAACAAAAUGUAAGUUGUAAUCUGGAUAGGCUUUCAUUAAACAAUUGUUCUCUGAAGCAACACCCAUCUCUACCUUUUACUAAAACUGCAUCAUGACACGAUCUCAUAUUCUCUCCUUUUUGUAGUUUUGCCGCUCAAAUCUCAGAGAUUAUCCAACAGUUUUUAAAACUACAAAUGUACUGCUUUGAUUUUUAAAUACUGUCCUCCACAAAGUUUCUUUUUUAUCCCCCCGAUACGCCGUCAUAUGUUUGUGCUUUCUACUGUGUAUAAAAGACAUAAAAAGCAGUGAUUGUACUGUCUAUUCGUCCACAGUCGACAAUCUUUUUCUUCCAUAAUUGUUAUUGUAGUUUAUUCUUUACUGUAGAUUUUAUUAUAUAUUUUUAUUGCUGAGAUACCUGAGACUGAAAGAUAGAUGUUCUGAAUUUCUUCUAUGUAAAAUACUGUGUAUAUAAUUUUUUUUUCAAACGAAGCAAGAAGUGUAUUUAUUGCCUGAACCGUCACAUGAGUUUUUGUUUUCUCCUGUAUGUAAUGCCGCCUGUUCUCUCUAACAUAACACACACACACACAGGAAGCUACUUUGACUGGAGUGUUGAGUUCAAAGUGGACACACCACACUCUGCCUUACGUGUACGCUGCACACUUGACGGUGGGAGACAAUUUCCGACAACCUGGACCUCUUGAUAUGUCUCCAUAUUUCAUCAGACGAAACUGUUACAUAUUCCUGCCGUACAUUUCCGCAGCAACCAUCAGCUGAAGUGUCAGCGAGGGAAAUUCUUGUUCUGUGUGCUCAACAUUUUCAGGGUUUUAUUCCUCUGCUGUAAUACAAUCUGUCAUAUUUAAAAGGUCUAUUUAUUGGGAGCUGGCUCAAAUGUUCUACAGUGCGCUCCAAUGUCUCAGCCAUGUUUGACUGCUGAACUGGUACAACAAUAAACUGGGAGAAAAGCAACAAAAA
Xyrichtys novacula (pearly razorfish) is the source of this 25369-nucleotide messenger RNA. The record is from the annotation of a GenBank genome assembly. NCBI's taxonomy places the organism in Eukaryota, Metazoa, Chordata, Actinopteri, Labriformes, Labridae.